This is a messenger RNA of Cydia fagiglandana, 5717 nucleotides long. RefSeq lists its product as uncharacterized. Lineage: Eukaryota; Metazoa; Arthropoda; Insecta; Lepidoptera; Tortricidae. The coding region runs from base 87 to 5441 and encodes 1784 amino acids. The transcript is spliced from 9 exons. The record is from RefSeq and is a predicted model, not a curated record.
ACUAAAGCAAGCUUUGUGCGGCUAGUGCGUUCGUUUUUGUAAAUUACUUCGUUUUGAGUUAUGAACAGUACAAUACUAGCGUUAAAAUGGAGGAGAAAAACGAUAGAUUAUGUAUAUUAUGUGGUCUCUAUCUAAACACUAACGUAGCCGUUGUAAAAGAGAGGGGUCUGUUAAAAUUCGUCGAAUCGAGCAUUGCAAGGGGUGAUGGUAAACAAGACAUUUUUAAAAACCGCACUGAAAUAAAACUACACAAAAGCUGCCGAAACACAUACAAUAAUCCAAGGUGUAUUGAGGCUGCAAUAAAAAAGAAGAAAAAGGUAUGGCAAAACAUAUCCGAGUUAACCGGCGAAUUCGAUUUUCAAAAUAAAUGCUUGUUUUGCAAUAAGGACGCGUCACUAUUGUUUGAGCAACAGCAAGCCAGAUAUCCUGAGUCCAACCGAGUUGGGGUAGGACAAGUAGAGACGUUGGAAACUCAAAAUGCAAUCCUUAGGGCUUGUACCACAAAUGACGAUAACUGGAGUCAACUAGUUCUUUUACGGAUUGGCCAAUUUAAUAUUUUGGAAAAAAAUGCUAGAUACCACUAUGAUUGCUACAAUAUAUUUUGUGACGCUCCUCAAGCAUCAGGACUUGGGCAAAGCCAACAACAGUCAGAAAGCAUGGAAAUUGCCACGGAUCAGGACUUGAAUAUGACGGAGUCAACAGACCACUCCAUCAAGAUGGAGCCUGAGGAUCCUGACGAGGUGAACCCGGAGUUGGAGCAGCCCAUCAAACAGGAACCUGAGCUGGAGGACCCGCAGGAUAAACUCAAUGACCCUCUGAGAACUUCUGAUUCUUCAAAACAAGAACUAGUAACACCGUUCACAUCACCAUUAAGAAACCAGCUCCACAAAGAAUGCAGAUCACGAUACACAGAAGAAAACCAGCUCAAAAAGAGGCUUACAAAAGGUGUCACUGCAGAAACUGAGUCCGAUGCAGAUGAUGAGUCUGGAGACCGUAUGCAGAUGGGACCUGAUACGUCUAGAGGGUCAGAAUCAGAGAUGCCAUUUACAGAAUCAUUAGAAUCAGAACCGUUGACACCAGGGCCUUCAAAAAUAGAAAUGCUGGCGCAGAAACUUUACGGUAAUAUUGAGGUAUGCCGCAUAUGCAACUGCGCUCUGACCAAGGACAUAACCAUAGUGGGACUAAAAGGCUACCUAACCCUCCAGCGCUCGAGCGAGCACCGUCAAGACGGCAAGUUCCCGAUGGGCACAGAGCACGAAUCCAUCGCACUCCCGCUGCAUAUAACGUGUAGGAAGAAGUACACCCAGGAGAGGUCGAUUAGGAAGAGCAUCUGUGUGAGGGUGCAGAAAGAGAUGAACGCGGACGCACCUCCGAGUCCUCCGCUUGAAAAAAUGUUCGAUUACUUAACGCAAUGCCUAUUCUGCGGCGGCGACGCGUCCGAGACGUUCGUUCGUUCGGUCAUACAACGGCCGGUGUCGAAACGGCAGAACUACGUGACCAGGGUUAGUCGCUCGCACGUGGGGGAAAAUCUGUACCGGACCUCGCUGGAUUACCCUGACUCUGAGGUUGGGGAGUUCCGGAAGAGAAUAAAAGACAAGGACCUGGUCGCCCUCCGCGCCCGCUACCACAUGAGCUGCUACAGGAAGUUCCGCUUCCCGAGGAGAGGCCGCCUCGGGCCCGGCGCCAAGCGCGGCCGACCCCCCAGCGAGGAGCUGCAGGCGGAACUCCAACCCGUCUACGACCAAAUAGACAACAACUGGGAAGACUCCCAGUUCGACCUUUCCGACUUCAACUAUUCCGUCAACCCUAGGACUAUGGUCAUAAAAAUCGAAAAUCACUACGGUGGCGUUUUGCAGAGCAAGAAUAAUUUCGUCGUCGUACCACCCGCUCGAGAGAUUUUAAAAGAAAAAUGGCACGAGGAGAAGCUUGAUGAUGAAAAAAGCGAGCGAUUAAGAAUAGUUAGAACGGCUGCAAAUAUAAUAUUAGAAGAUAUCAGAUCUAUCCUCUUUGAUACAAAAAGCUAUCCACCUCCGUCUUCGUUCUUGGACGAAGUUAACUCCGUGAUACCAGAAACGUUGAAGACUUUUGUAGAAACUGUCGUCACGAAGUAUCAAAAGAAUCCGGAGCCUUUAGAAAGUACUGUGACGGCUUUAAGUCAUUCUAUAAUGACGGCUGCGAGGCCGAGGACUUUUAAAAGCCCUCUACUCUUAGGGAUCGGCAGUUUAAUACACCAGAAAUAUGCCUCGAAAAGUUUAAUAGACCUGCUGUCUUCUAUAGGGUUUUGUGCUUCGUAUAAAGAUGUGCGUCAGUUGGAAACGGCAAUGGCUUCCAAAAGUGUCACUCAUUCUCGACCAGAGUUUACCCAGUUCAUUUUUGAUAGUGUUGAAAGUGAAAAAGGACCUAUGCUUGUGGGCGUUCAGUGCAAUACACCAAAAACUAAUGAAACACCCAUAAAAAUAAAAGAGAAAAUUCCAGAUCUUAGCAAGAUUGAGUAUAAAGCAACAUUGCAGAAACACCGCUCCAGGUCCAACCUUAUGAAUGUUCUAAUAGAAGACCAUAGAGAUGACACAUCGAUACUCCCAACUAGAGGUGAUGCUCUAUGGUUGUUCGGGAAGAGCGAACCGUCUCUCAACAUCCCUGGAUGGGAGAAUUUCAUAAGCAAAAUGCCAAAAGAAAAAGAACACCAAGUAUCAGAAAUUCGUCCUUUGCCAGUGAUAGAAUCCCCGCCAACAAGAGACGCCAUUUCCACAGCGCUUAAAGAAGCUCAGAAGAAAACUAAAGGAACAUGUUUAGUGACGUUCGAUCAACCGAUGUACCAAAUAGCUCAGAAAAUAGUUACAAAUCCAGGCAGUUUGAUGCUUGAUGUUGUUUUGAAAUUGGGGGGUUUUGAUUUGAUAAAAUCGUUUCUUGGUGUCAUUGGGUUCAUCAUGUCUGGGAGUGGAUUGAAAGAGUUGUGGUGCACUAUUUACGCUGCAGAACAUAUUGAAAAAAUGAUGACAGGACAUGCUUUCGCUCGCGCUAUAAGAGCACAUUUUUUGACACGGUCAGCUCUUUUCAAUAUUAUAACUAAAGAUUUUGACUUGACGCCUGAAGAGAGAUUGGAAAUUGAAGGGAUUUUAGAAGGACACUACAUUACAGAAUAUGAAAACCAGAAAAAUUAUCAGGAACCACUGGCGAUAACUCUGGAACUACUGGAAAAGCGAGGCCCGACUGCCCAACUGUGGGUCCAAUACUUCCGUAUGACGACCCUCGUCGCUCAGUUCAUUGAAGCUGAAAAAACUGCUAAUUGGGAUCUUCAUCUGUCAACAAUAAAAAAGAUGCUCCCAUAUUUCCACGCAGCUGGCUACUUUGAAUACGCAAAAUCUUGCAGCUUGUAUUUACAAGACAUGAAAGGGCUUGAGACAAAGAUGAACGAGGAGGAGUUUGAGAAAUUUACCAAAAAAGGAUAUUUUGCCGUCAGAUGGACGGACAAUUUUGAAUGGUCCGACCGAGCGGUGGAAAAAAAUAUGACAUUGUUGAAGAGGCCUGGAGGAGUCACGAAUGGGACAAAAGUUACUGACGAUUUUCUAGCAAACUGGCUUUUUGCAUCGCCUGCUCUGAGCAUAGUAUCACAACUAGUCGAAAAUUUCUGCAAACCAUCUGAAAUUGAGCAAAACAACAAGGAUAAUAAAGACUCAGCAAAAUUGCAGAGUUGGUUUGAAGAACACAACCCUUUUGCUGAAACCGCGAAUCUCGUUGCUCUCGGCAUGGAUACAAUAGGGAAAGAUCUUAACUGUCACGAGGCCGAAAUGGUUGGGAAGCAAAUAAUGGAAGAAACGAUUGGUCAAAAUUAUCGAGACGUCCAUUAUGAAAGAAGUAAAUGCGUGCGUCCUCUCUCCGUCGACAAGUCUAUUCAAAUUGAGGACACAUUUAUUACACCUAUAGAGCCUGAUACUAUAUUGAAACGUAUUUAUGAAACUUCCAGUGAGGAGAUCAAAUCUUUCUUUGAAUAUGAGUUGGCGCCGUAUCCUAUGUCGUUGUUUGAUGACCGAGGGAUAUCGGAAGCUAAUAAGUCUUCCUUAUUCGAUCAGUUUCUUCCAGUAGAAAUAACAGAUGGGGACAACCGGUUCCACGUAUUAGAUGGUGAAUUCCUCUUGCGCAAAGUUACUUGGAAAGAGGGCGCCACUGUAUCGAAUAUCGCCUAUUCAUAUGUCGAAUAUGUGAAAACGCAUUUCAAAAAUGCCAUUGUCAUAUUUGGUAGCCACAAAACAUCAGAUACUGCAAGGCGUAACAAAGUCAAGAAAAGUCCAAUUGUGGAAUUCCAGAAAGAUACCGUAUUAACGGUUGACAAAGAUAACUUUUUAGCCAAUGAAAAGAAUAAAGACAGAUUCAUACAGUAUCUGAUAAUAGACUUCACACGCUCCGGUAUAAAAAUCAAAUUGAAUUCCAACGAUUUACAUUCAAAUAUCGUUGAAACGGUCAUCGACAAUGCAUCCACAUACGAUAAAACUUUUAUAGUAAGUGACAACGCUGACUUACUACUUAAAAUGUGUAUUAUUUCAAACAAAGAAAACGUAUAUUUCAUGAAACCUUCAAGAAAUCCAACAUACUUCCACGUAGAUGGCUUCAGCAGCAACAAAAUUAAGAUCAGCAUGCUCUUUUUACAUGCCGUUUCCGGCUCCGAUUCGACGUCAUCAAUUUUCCAACAAGGAAAAACACAGAUAUGCUCAGCGCUGUCCAAAAUGCAUAUGAAAGACAUCAAAAAUCUUAUGACCAUUUUCGCAAAUCCCACUUCUGAUAAAAACUCUAUAGUGGACGCGGGGAUAAACUUCAUACGACGUCUAUACGAUGAACAAAAUAAAGAUUAUGACUUAAAUAUUCUCAGAUAUAAGAGAUUCUCUAAGACUAUAACUAGAAGCAGAUAUGAUCUGGCAUGCAUGCCACCUUCAAAAGAAGCAGUUAAACAGCAUAUGUAUAGAACUUAUCAUCAAAUACAGAAAUGGCUUGGGAAUGACUUGCCGCCCACCGAAUGGGGGUGGAAGUUAGUCGAAAAUGGCUUGGUACCGAUAACAUUUUUAGCUGAAGUCGCUCCCAAGGAGUUAUUGGAUUUAAUUAGUUGCAAAUGUGAUGGUGUGUGCUCUGUCAACUGUCUUUGCAAGCAAGUACGCUUGGAUUGUUGCGUUCUCUGUAUCAAUUGUAACGGCAAAUCAUGCCACGGAUUAGACAUGGAUUUACACUCAUCAGAAACAGGUUUUAAUGCCCUUUUAAAGUGUGAUGCGUAUGGGAAUCCUAUCGAUUCCUUGGCGGUUAGCAAAGAGAAGGAUGAUGAUGAUGAAAAGGAGCCUCAGGAGGCUGAGUCAGCAACGCCGAGACCGAAACGGGCAAAGAGAGAGACAAAUGGUGAAGAAACGAGUCAACAUGACCUCGAACAAAUAUAUAUAGUUGAGGAAGAAGAUAUAUAGCUAUUAGUAAUAACAGUAAGUAUAUUAAGAUAUAGGGACUUGGGUCGGUUUACUGGGUAACUAUUAGUACAUACCUCAACUGUGGUGCCGGUACCUCUUGGUACACUAUUUUUAAAUCGUAUAAACGAGAAGAGAAUGUUUUAUUGUGUUCCAUUCUAUACCCGAUGAAUCUAAUCUAAUUUGACCAGUCUGUACUUUUUCUAUUGUAUCUUAAGCACUCUCAAAUGUUAUGUAAGAUUAUAAUAGAAACAAAUUGAUUAAAACACUAGUUUACUA